CUGGGUGUAGUUGAGCGCCAGCGGCCGGAGAGGAGAGGCGUUCCUCACCUCCCGCCAGUCAUAACAUGGACAUUGUGCUAUAGUUAACCCUCGACACACUCAUGGCGCACUCUACCAUCAACGGCCACCAUAGCCCCAACAAGCGGGUGUAUAAGGUGGUUCUGACGGGCGGACCGUGUGGGGGCAAGACCACCGGACAGUCCAGACUCUGCACCUUCUUUGAGAACCUCGGCUGGAAGGUGUAUCGGGUCCCAGAGACUGCCACUGUCUUGUUGAGUGGUGGCAUCAAGUUUGGUGAUCUGUCGCAGGAUGACGCUGUUGCCUUCCAAGAGAAUCUCCUCAAAUCUAUGAUGCAGAUUGAGAACACCUUCUUCAGUCUGGCAGAGACAUGUAGGAAGAACUGCCUGGUGAUCUGUGACCGUGGAACCAUGGAUGCAUCUGCAUUCAUCCCAGAGGAGCGAUGGGAGGGGAUCAUGAAGAGCAAUGAGUGGAACCCUGUGGAUCUGCGGGACACGAGGUAUAACCAGAUCAUCCACAUGGUGUCCGCUGCCAAUGGAGCCGAAGCUUUCUACACCACUGAGGACCAUGCCUGCCGUAGUGAGAACAUCGAGCUGGCUCGUCAGUUGGAUAACAGGGCUGCAGAGGCAUGGGUUGGUCACCCCUAUUUCGAUGUCAUUGAUAAUUCCUCCGAGUUUGAUACAAAGAUGCGGCGUAUGAUCAGUGUGGUGUGCCAGAAGCUUGGUAUUGACACUGGCGACAGACUCAGCACCAAUGCUCGCAAGCUCAAGUUCCUGGUCAAGGGACCACUUCCCCCACACACCGUCUUCCCCAACUUCCAGGACUUCAACGUCGAGCAUAUUUAUCUCCGGACCAACUCCAGGAAAAUGCAGGCCCGUCUCAGAAAACGUGGCAAGAAUGGUCAUCACAGCUAUACACACACAAUACGCAAGCCAGAGCAGCUGGGGCAGAUUGUGGAAGUUAAGACUCCCAUCAGCCAACGAGAUUGGAACAAUAUGUCAGCGCAAGCAGAUGAGCAUCACUUGAAAAUAUAUAAGAAGCGGAGGUGCUUCCUUCACAACAACCAGUACUUCCAGCUUGAUAUAUACCAGCAGCCUUGUCAUCAAAGGUGUGAAGGGCUUAUCCUCUUGGAGACAUAUUCCACUCUUCCUUCUGAGGAACUGCAGCGCCGCCUGCCCUCUUUCCUCACUAUUGACUCGGAAGUAACAGGCCGCCCUGAUUACUCCAUGUUCAACCUGAGCUUACGCGAUGAGUGGGGCGUUACCAACAAAUUCUGUGUCAACAUUGCAGCUGAAGCUGAGGAGGCAGCGUGUGGCUCUUGUCCCGGCUCCGGGCUCAACAUGCACCUGCACCACCACAGUCCCCUCCUUGCUUCACCCAAACUGUCCUCUUCGCAUCACGCUCAUUUAGAGUCAUUAGCUCCAUAUAACCCCAUUCUUCCCACUCAUUUUGAGGUAAUGAUCAAGAAAUCCCUUCCGGCCACGUCCACAAUACCAUUCGCCAGCCUCAAGGACAGCGUCAGUAUGGACACGAGAGGUAUCGACAUCCCGCCUCCUAUCAGUGUAGUUAAUGGACCAGUAAAAGUGACUAAUGGCUUUUGCAUCCCAGAACAUUAAGGAUGGUAUACAGUGUGACCUGAUUAGUAUUAUAUGUGAUGAAUAUUUCUGUGUCAAGGUCAACUAUGAACAGUAAGAUGUAUUAAAUAUAGUAUACAAUAGAUGAAUUUCCUAUCAUUGGGAUGAUUUCAAGGUAAUGGAAGAUGAACUUAGACUGAGGAUGUAAGGCGGCGUAUUAAUAUCCAAGCAAAGCUCAUUAAAGUAUAUAUAUUGUAGUUACUGUAUACGCUGUAUUAACUGUCGUGACAGACUUCAUCCCUAUACAGUACUUCCAAAAGCAGCUGAAGGUAUGGAGUCCAACCCCAUAACACAUUACAGUGGACAAGGAGCAGGAGCUGUCAAGUAGAACAAACACAGCAGUCAAGGACUAGCAUCAAUCACUCGGUGAUAAGCUUCUACAGAACUUGAGGCAGCUCGUCAUUGAGUGGAAUGUUACCAUGUUCUUGGUAGGUGUAUAUAUCACUUGUACUGUCUGUGCUUAAACAUAAAGAUUUUAGCAACAAAGCUAUACUAUAGCAUGUCAAGGCUCCCUAGUGGAUAGUUCACCAAUUGUACUUAACUAUUUUGGAUUGAAUGUCACCUUGAAGCAUAUAUUUAAACAUGAGAGAUGUUAACAACAAUAAACGUCAAUAUAC
Messenger RNA from Procambarus clarkii (red swamp crayfish), 2269 nucleotides. It is a transcript of the gene Ttd14, whose product is annotated as TRPL translocation defect 14. Gene Ontology annotation, biological process: photoreceptor cell maintenance. The record is from RefSeq and is a predicted model, not a curated record. Lineage: Eukaryota; Metazoa; Arthropoda; Malacostraca; Decapoda; Cambaridae. Gene Ontology annotation, molecular function: phosphatidylinositol binding; phosphatidic acid binding; GTP binding.